AUGAAGAAUUCUACACCAUCAUCUCCAUCGUUCUCAUCGGUUCCAGAUGAAAUCGGUGCGAAUUGUUUAGCCCGCGUCUCCAAAUCUGAAUACAGUUCCCUGAGCACAGUCUCCAAGAGCUUCCAGUCUCUCCUCUCUUCUCCAGAGAUAUACGCAGCUCGAUCUGAAAUCGGAGCCGCAGAGCCUCGCCUGUGUUUACGUUGCAAAAGUUUAAGGAAAGGCAAACGUUUUCAUCGCUGGUACAAUCUGAGGUUUCUCAGGAACUGCGAUGAUGAUGAGAGAAUCAUAAAGGGAAGUGCCCUCGUCAGCGAAGGCGAAAUACAAAUAAAUCGCGAGUUGAGGUUAGUACCUGUGAAACUCUCUUCCUCCUCUGCUCCUCGUCGAUCUAAAGAAGCCUUUUUAGCUGUUGGUUCCGAGAUCUACCAAUUCGGCGGAAUCACCAACAACAAGGGGAAGAGAUGUAGAUCCGUUCGUGUGUUUGACUGUCGGAGUAACACGCAACGUCGUGCUCCUAGCAUGAGCAUGAAAAGAGAAGGCGCCAAAGCUUGUCUUUUAGAUGGGAGUAUAUAUGUAAUGGGAGGAUGCAGGAAGAGAGAGUGUUGGGGUGAAGUUUUCGACCUAAAGUCUCAGACUUGGAGUAUGGAGCUACUGCCUAGCCCUACUGGUGAUGAUGAUGUAUUUGAUUGUAAAUUCGAACUCCUUGUCCUUGGAUCUAGGAUACACCUUAUCACCGAGCUUAACAAGUACGCGUAUGAUCCUAAACAAGGAAGAUGGUUGCUGCUAGACAUGGGUUUAAAGGAUCUAAAAUACAUUCUAGAACUAGGUAAGGUUUGGUGCGUUCUAGAUAAUCUAGUGUUUUUGGAGUUUCGCGAUAGUUUGUGGUGGUAUGACUUGAGCUCUGGAAAGUGGUUAGAGGUUGAGGGUUUGACAGAUCUGUUGUAUAUCAAGGUCGAAUGUCUUUACCGUAUGAUUCAAUUAGUUAACUACGGUGGGAAACUGGUGAUUGUAUGGCUAGUGUUGCCUGACUUUGAAUAUAAGGAGCCUAGUAGCAUUAUUCCAGAAGAGAGAAUUUGGUUUGCCGUGAUUCGGUUGGAGAAGCGUCUCACUCCAUCUGGACUUUCUAUUUCGGGAGAGAUUGAACAGUUGAACUAUCUUGUUCACGGGUCUUGUCAUCCCUUGACCUGUGUAUCCGUCUCGCUUUGA
Messenger RNA from Brassica rapa (field mustard), 1203 nucleotides. RefSeq names its product putative F-box/kelch-repeat protein At4g35120. Gene Ontology annotation, molecular function: protein binding. The record is from RefSeq and is a predicted model, not a curated record. NCBI's taxonomy places the organism in Eukaryota, Viridiplantae, Streptophyta, Magnoliopsida, Brassicales, Brassicaceae.